CAACCUGAUGCAGGCGCACAACUUUCCUCCGCACUGUGGUUCUGCCUGUGAAGACGCCUGCUCCUCCUGCUCCUCCUGCUCCUCCUGCUUCUGCUCCUGCUGCUCCUCCUGCUCCUCGGUGCUUUUGUGCGUUUUUAUUCGCCAGGACGUCGUUGAUCUGCGCUGACUUUGAUUAUUUCUCCUGGAGGAAACCAAGAAGACAAAGAACUUUACACUCGUCGAUACCAGGGUGUCCGGUAUAACACGGACCACUGCACGGCGAACAGAGGACACCAAGUACACCUCGAGAGCUCCAUCAGUUUUCAAAAUUUUCUCCAACUUCAGCCCUCAGACAAACAUUAGCAUGAUGUCGUAUCUAAAGCAACCACCUUACACAGUCAAUGGCCUCAGCUUAACAACUUCUGGCAUGGACCUCUUACAUCCAUCAGUGGGCUAUCCAGCAACGCCGCGGAAGCAGAGGCGAGAAAGGACUACUUUUACGCGGGCGCAGCUCGACGUUUUGGAGGCGUUGUUCGCAAAAACUCGAUAUCCGGACAUAUUCAUGCGUGAAGAGGUAGCGCUGAAAAUCAAUCUACCUGAGUCCAGAGUACAGGUUUGGUUUAAGAACCGACGGGCAAAGUGUCGCCAGCAGCAGCAGCAGCAGCAGAACGGAGGCCAGAACAAGGUGCGACCUGCCAAGAAGAAAAGUUCCCCGACCAGAGAAGUGAGCUCAGAGAGCGGGGCCAGCGGACAGUUCACGCCCCCCACCAGCACCACCACAGUCCCCGCCAUUUCCACCAGCACCGCCCCGGUGUCCAUCUGGAGCCCGGCGUCCAUCUCUCCGCUCUCAGACCCCCUGUCUACCUCCUCCUCCUGCAUGCAGAGGUCCUACCCCAUGACCUACACCCAGGCCUCGGGCUACAGCCAGGGCUACGCCGGCUCGACGUCCUACUUCGGCGGCAUGGACUGCGGCUCUUACCUCACCCCCAUGCACCACCAGUUGUCGGGCGCGGGCUCGACGCUCAGCCCGAUGAGCACGAACGCGGUCACAAGCCAUCUGAACCAGUCCCCGGCGUCCCUCUCCACCCAGGGCUACGGGACGUCCGGCCUCGGCUUCAACUCCACAGCAGACUGCUUGGAUUAUAAGGACCAGGCGGCGUCGUGGAAGCUGAACUUCAAUGCCGAUUGCUUGGAUUAUAAGGAUCAAACUUCCUCGUGGAAAUUCCAGGUCCUGUGAACAGAGCAAUCAGCUGUUGAAAAAAAGUGCACAAACAGUGACGAUCACAUCAGACACACACUGCUGCCAUCCCUCCAUAAAACGCACCAGACUGGUUGAAGUGUGAGCCGGGCGAGGCUGGGCUCUCAGGGGCCUCUAGGUUAUUUUUUUGUUGGCAUGAUGGUCUUUGGUCCUCCUAGAGGAGAGGUUUAAUUUAUUUUAGCACUGGCAAAGAGAUCCCCCUCCUCGUUCAUUCACAGGUUGUAGCCCCUCAUCCAUGUCUGUCAGUGUGUGCCUCUGUGCGUAAAAACACCUGUUGAGGAGAGCGCACAGAGAGAAAAGAACAACACAGCCACGGAACUAAUGUUUAUCCAAGAACUCGACUCCAGUUCACUGUUAUCUGGUGAAGAGCUCGGGAUGGACAGACCCUCCUUUCAGCUUCUUACACUUUGCCGCCCUGCAGGCAGAGGGACACGGGGAUGGUGUGUGGACAUGGAUGCACUACUUUAUUUAAGAAAAAAAGUGUUUAUAAGGAAUCAAUAUGUAGUUUCUAAGAGACAAUCAGUGUGUGUCUUAUAUAAAUGGUACAUAUGUGUUUUUUUUAUCUGUGCUAGCCUUCGAAACUGUGAUCUGUUGUAUUGUAUGCAAUUUGUGAGCCCCCCCCCCCCUCGCACCAGACUCUCUGCUGUGAUUUUAAUAGAUUUCUAACUUUUUUUUUCCUCCUCCUCUGAACAACAAAAGAUGCUAAUGGUUAAAUCACCGGCAUCACAAAAGAGAGACGAGACUUUCCAGGCGCACGGUGGUCGUAAUAAUCCAGGGUUAGCCAUACUGGAAAAGACUCUCGGCUGCUGAGAGCUGCGCAUUUGCUCCCCUCCAUUGAUCUGAACGCACGGUGAUUGUGGAUCCUUUAUUGGCUCCAAAGAUGGUGUGACCUCACCGCUGAAAAGACAUGAAUAAAGGUCCUGUGAGCUUA
Messenger RNA from Paralichthys olivaceus (Japanese flounder), 2168 nucleotides. It is a transcript of the gene otx2b, whose product is annotated as orthodenticle homeobox 2b. The record is from RefSeq and is a predicted model, not a curated record. Gene Ontology annotation, biological process: regulation of transcription by RNA polymerase II; multicellular organism development. Gene Ontology annotation, molecular function: DNA-binding transcription factor activity, RNA polymerase II-specific; RNA polymerase II cis-regulatory region sequence-specific DNA binding. Gene Ontology annotation, cellular component: nucleus. NCBI's taxonomy places the organism in Eukaryota, Metazoa, Chordata, Actinopteri, Pleuronectiformes, Paralichthyidae.